Messenger RNA from Zasmidium cellare ATCC 36951, 1560 nucleotides. RefSeq lists its product as uncharacterized. Gene Ontology annotation, molecular function: carbohydrate:proton symporter activity. Gene Ontology annotation, biological process: transmembrane transport; carbohydrate transport. Gene Ontology annotation, cellular component: membrane. Bases 1 to 1560 code for a protein of 519 amino acids. NCBI's taxonomy places the organism in Eukaryota, Fungi, Ascomycota, Dothideomycetes, Mycosphaerellales, Mycosphaerellaceae. The record is from RefSeq and is a predicted model, not a curated record. The transcript has a single exon.
AUGGCCGGGCAGCAUCUGGAAGACGUCCAUUUUUCUGACGAGAAGGAAGACCACACUAUCUCAACAACUCAACAGGAGUCAGGCAGAAUCACCGGCUGGCUCAUCGGUCUGCUCCUCCUCGUCGCCAUAAUCCCCUUCAUCUGCAACUUCGACAUCUCCUUCACGGGCGUUUCACUCGCCCUCCCAUCGUUCAACAAUACUUUCGGCAAAAAAAGCACAGUCUCCGCGACGGGGGCAAAGUCAUGCAGCCUCACGACGACCCAGCAAGCACUCAUCUACAUUCCCUACUUGUUCAAUGCCAUUGGCGGUGGUCUUGCUGGUCUCAUUGGGAAGUACAUUGGGAGGAGAGGCUGCAUUACUGUGGGCAGUGCGUUCACAAUCAUUGGCGCUUCUGCCAUUUUGGGUGUGCAGAGUGAACUCUCCCAUCUCAUCAUCUCCAAGUGUGUCAGCGGCACGGGGCUGGGCAUGCUGUUGGCUGUAGGCAUCACAUAUGGGGCCGAGUCCACGAGUGCGGAGAAGAGAGAUAUGUUGCUGGCUUUGUUCAACGUCGGCCUCUGCCUCGGAAAUAUGACGACUGGGGCGAUGGCCGUCGGGACAAGCAACUUCCCUGACACAGAUGAUUGGCAGUGGAAGACGAUGGUCGCUGUCCAGAUACCUCUGGGAGUUCUGCUAGGUAGUGGCAUAUGGCUCUUCCCCGGAAGCCCUCGCUGGUUAGUUGAGAAGGGUAAAGACGAGAAAGCCCGCGAAGCCUUCAGCAAAUUCUCAGGGGAGGGCGUGCACUCCGAGGCGAUCACGAGACGUAUUCAGAACAUCCACUACCAUCUGACAGCAGGGCGAGAAGAGCAGAACCAGACGACAUGGCUGGAUCUAUACCGAGGGACAGACCUACGACGAACGCUCAUUUCUGGCUUUCUCCUCACCGGCCUUGCCCUCUGCGGUACGCAGUUCGUCGUUCCAUAUACGGCACUGUUUCUCAAAGACCUCCACAUCGCCAACACCUGGAUCAACAACGUCAUUGUGGCAUCCUGCGUCACAGGCGGUUCGAUCGUCUCGCCCUUCGUCAUUGGAUACUUUGGCUGCCGCAAGAGUCUCAUUUGCGGUUACGGAAUUAUGGCCACAUCCAUGAUCUUGUUCUCGGCCGUGAGUACAGCACUUGGGAGUGGCCACCAUACAGCUCAGAUCAUCUUGGUUGUGUGCUUCUGCAUCUGGACCUUCACGCUGGGAGCUUCUGUGGGCGCAUGUGUAUUCCAGAGCUCGGUCGAUAUGCACACUGGUCGUCUGCGUACGUAUGGUCAAGCCAGCACGACUAUCACGUACCAGCUCUUGGCCUUUGCGUCAGGCUUCUGGACCCCGUAUAUGCUGGGCGUCAACUAUGGUGAUAUGGGCACGAAUGUUGGGUACUUCUACUUUGGGGUCGACUUUGUACUCAUGGUGAUUGCGUUCUUGGUGGUGCCUGAGACUUCUGGCCUGUCGUUGGAGGAGAUGGAUGACUACUUUGAGAGUGGAAAGGCGGCGUGGACGACUUCCUACCAGAGGAACAAGAGGAUUCAUGUUGAGUAG